GCUGGAUUCGUCAGCUUUUGACCAAAAUCAACCAGUGAAAUUAGGGAAUAAGAACUUAAUGUAGGACUUGUGGUUUAAAAUGUCCUUGUUUAAGUUAUGAGUGUAGCUUUAUGUCUUAACCGUCUAGUUGUGGAGUGAAACUUCUUUUUGUGCAAAACUUUGGGCGGUAUGGGACGUCAACGCAAGUGUGUAGUUCAGGGCUGCCAUAGAGACAAAGAGAUUGCUAUAAAAACUUUCUGUAUACCAAAAAUUCGAAAAAGCGACGAAGCAAUUACUACUCGGAGGCAAAAUUUAUGGUUAAGGCGUCUAAAACUGUCUAGUAAGAAUCAAUCAAUUCACGACAUGAGGGUGUGUGAAGCUCACUUCCUAUCAGGAAAGCCAUCAUAUUACUUGGAUGAAAAAAACCCUGACUGGGCACCGUCGCAAAAUAUGGGUUCUAUCAAUUUUGUUUCCAAGUGUGCAUAUGAGCGUUACAAGAGAAGAAAGAAAAUUGAGACAAUGAGAGCUGAAACAACAGAGUGGUUGCUAAAAGGGAAGGUCAUCCGUCAGAUUAAUCACCAACCCUUAGCUGUCUCUAGUUCCAGCACACAUGCUUCUUUGCAUAAAAAUGCAUUUUCAUCAAAAGUAUUAGAAGUUGUGAAAAAGAAGAUUACCCAUCAGAUGCCUGGAGGGGUUAAAAAACAAGAGAAGUUGCCAGGAAUCUGCAAGGAUGACCAGUUGGAUAUCUCUUGGACACAUACGCCACCAAUAGAAAAUUUUUCUGAAGUCUGUGUUGGCGAAAUUGUCAUACUUGGGGAAACUCAUCCUUCCAGUGUGGCUCAGUCAUUAAAGCCAACAAAUGACAAAGAACAAGGAGCACCAGGGAAAAGUGUUGAAAAUGAAAAAAAUGGUGGGAGCCCAGAACAGAUGGUGAGGAAUAAACGAAUCUUUUUUAUCUCAAGUAACACUACACAUGAUCACGACUAUUGCGCCAAAUCAAUUUGUAUAAGUGAUUCUCCACAAAGUGCCCUGGACCAUAGAAGUUCUCCUAUUGAUCACGAUUACUGUCGGAUGCUUUUACCCUAUGGCACACCCGCUGCUGCUGAAAACGAUUCAAACUCGCCUCAUAUUCCAUCUCAGACAAACACGUCCAAUAAAAGUUCUCAGGAAGGGACUGAUGUUUUCGAAGAUAAAAUAGUUGGUAUAAAAAGCGGUUUAGAAUCCCAUUCGACGAUCGACAUUUUCUGUGAAUUCAUUCUCCCCGAUAUCGCGAUAGACGAUAAUGAUUCUAUUUGCAAUCGCUGCUCGGAAGACGUAUCCCAUCUUCAGUUAGUACUCGAACAAAAAUCUACCAUUUUGGAGGAUCGUUUGAAGGAUUUGGAUUCUGUGAAACAAGAGCUCGAACGGGCAAAAGAACACAUAAAUAACCUGAGAGCACAAUUGGAAGAGAAUACUAAUACUUUAUGCUCAUACUUUUCAGUAGAUGGAAAACCCUCGUGAAACAUCUCAUAAGAAUUUCUCAACGAUUCUGUAAAUACCAGGAUCGAUUUUGUCGAGAUCUCUUAGUGUGUGUGUGAAACUGCCCCGAAAAAUUUUGUUUUCUUCACUAUUGCUGUUACAAUACCUUUUUACCUUUUCAGUUUAAUGGCUGUUCCUUUCCCCUUUCUUUAUUUUACCUUUCACAAUAAGGUACUAUUGAAAGGGGACUAGCAUUAGUUUGUUUUUAUGUUAAUUAAUAAAUAUUUGGUUAACGGCA
Messenger RNA from Daphnia carinata, 1735 nucleotides. RefSeq lists its product as uncharacterized. Bases 169 to 1479 code for a protein of 436 amino acids. The transcript has 8 exons. The record is from RefSeq and is a predicted model, not a curated record. NCBI's taxonomy places the organism in Eukaryota, Metazoa, Arthropoda, Branchiopoda, Diplostraca, Daphniidae.